This is a messenger RNA of Piliocolobus tephrosceles (Ugandan red Colobus), 932 nucleotides long. Its product is annotated as claudin-10. Gene Ontology annotation, cellular component: bicellular tight junction; membrane. The coding region runs from base 22 to 708 and encodes 228 amino acids. The transcript has 5 exons. Gene Ontology annotation, molecular function: structural molecule activity. The record is from RefSeq and is a predicted model, not a curated record. Lineage: Eukaryota; Metazoa; Chordata; Mammalia; Primates; Cercopithecidae.
AGCAGGGCUGCAGCGGGCGGCAUGGCUAGCACGGCUUCGGAGAUCAUCGCCUUCAUGGUCUCCAUCUCGGGCUGGGUACUGGUGUCCUCCACGCUGCCCACCGACUACUGGAAGGUGUCUACCAUUGACGGCACGGUCAUCACCACCGCCACCUAUUGGGCCAACCUGUGGAAGGCGUGCGUUACCGACUCCACGGGCGUCUCCAACUGCAAGGACUUCCCUUCCAUGCUGGCGCUGGACGGUUAUAUCCAGGCAUGUAGAGGACUUAUGAUCGCUGCUGUCAGCCUGGGCUUCUUUGGUUCCAUAUUUGCGCUCUUUGGAAUGAAGUGUACCAAAGUCGGAGGCUCCGAUAAAGCCAAAGCUAAAAUUGCUUGUUUGGCUGGGAUUGUCUUCAUACUGUCAGGGCUGUGCUCAAUGACCGGCUGUUCCCUAUAUGCAAACAAAAUCACAACGGAAUUCUUUGAUCCUCUCUUUAUUGAGCAAAAGUAUGAAUUAGGAGCCGCUCUGUUUAUUGGAUGGGCAGGAGCCUCACUGUGCAUAAUUGGUGGUGUCAUAUUUUGCUUUUCAAUAUCUGACAACAACAAAACACCCAGAUACGCAUACAACGGGGCCACAUCUGUCAUGUCUUCUCGGACAAAGUAUCAUGGUGGAGAAGAUUUUAAAACAACAAACCCUUCAAAACAGUUUGAUAAAAAUGCUUAUGUCUAAAAGAGCUCCCUGGCAAGCUGCAUCUUGAGUUUGUUAUAAAAGCGAACUGUUCACAAAAUGAUCCCAUCAAGGCCCUCCCAUAAUUAACACUCAAAACUAUUUUUAAAAUACGCAUUUGAAGCAUUUGUUGAUUGUAAUCGAUGUAAGUGUUCUUACACAGUUAUAUACUAAUCAUUUUCUGUUGUGGCUUUCUAUAAAAAAUAAACAGGUUAUUUACAGGAUUU